This is a messenger RNA of Trichogramma pretiosum, 703 nucleotides long. RefSeq names its product 60S ribosomal protein L34-like. Gene Ontology annotation, cellular component: ribosome. The transcript has 4 exons. Bases 350 to 703 code for a protein of 117 amino acids. Gene Ontology annotation, biological process: translation. The record is from RefSeq and is a predicted model, not a curated record. Lineage: Eukaryota; Metazoa; Arthropoda; Insecta; Hymenoptera; Trichogrammatidae. Gene Ontology annotation, molecular function: structural constituent of ribosome.
AAUGAAUGAAUCUUACACUCCUUUUUUCAAUAAUAUUAAAGACAAAGUUUUUGUAAAUUCUUCUAACCUACGAAGAUCAAUAAAACAAGUUUUCAAAAGAAUUUAUCAUUACAUUGAACAUGAAAUCUAAGCAAGUUUCGCCAAAAGCCUACACUACACUUUUAUAUGAAGGUUUUCAUUAAUUUAAAUAUAAAUGAUAAAUUGCAAUAUGCACUUCAAGUGCAGCGCGUGUUGCCAUAUGCAGCGCCACAGAACUGCAAAUCUCACCAUCACUGCGAAUUUUCACCCGUUCGGCCAUUGGAGCUGCAUGGUGAAUUUUUUCUCUCUUUAGAUACCAGAAGGAUUGAAAAUGGUGCAGAGGUUGACGUACCGUAGGAGGCUGUCGUACAACACGAAGAGCAACAGAAGACAAGUUGUACGUACUCCUGGUGGAAAAUUGGUAUACCAGUAUCUCAAAAAAGCAAAAAAAAUCCCAAGAUGUGGAAAUUGCAAAGAAAAGCUGAGGGGAAUUCAACCUGCCAGGCCUCAAGAACGCUCUCGCAUGUGCCGCAGAAAGAAAACUGUCAAGCGUGUCUAUGGAGGUGUGAUGUGCCACAAAUGUGUCAAAGAAAGGAUUGUCAGAGCUUUCCUCAUUGAAGAACAAAAGAUAGUCCUGAAAGUAAUGAAGGCACAGCAGAUCUCUACCAAGGGCAAGAAAGUCUAA